GAUUUACAAAGCAUCAUAAAGAAACCGAAAUAAAUUAACCUAACUGCGGUUGGUGAGUUCUGCAAAGGCAGCUUACCCAGUUACAUCUGUUGUGCAAACCUGGUCAUAUAGUUGCUGCCUUAGGCAAUACAGCAAACUAAACAGGGAUCAGUUCUAAGGCUAAACCAAGACUAGGCAGAUUGCUCUAAACUCAGCUUAUCUGAUAAUGCAAGAAAUGAAUGAAAGGGGAGAAGGUAGCCACGAAAACGAAAUUAUACACAUGUAAGAUAAAUAUUUUCAUGAGGAUUAAAUGUGACUCCAGCUCUGUGGACAUAAAAUUAAUAAGAUACCUCAAAAUAGAGAUCAAGGUUGUUAUAACUUUGGACAUACAUGAUCAGCUGAAUAUCUUGAAAAACGUACCCACUAGUUUUACUAGUUUUACUUUUCCUGAGGGCAGAAUUUGAAUUUGAAUCCUGAGGACUGAGUGUGUGGAACUUUUAGAGAACUGCUCUCAUAAGCGUAUGUACAAACCUCUCUUGGUUUGUUCAUAUGCAACUGCCUUCAUCUCAAGUGAUAAAAAACCCCACAAAGGAUGGAAGUGUUCAGUCAUCUGAGGUGAGCAUGAAAAAUUGGUUGAACUUAUUCUUUCCUAAUUCAGAGAUGCGAAACUCAUGCACAGCUACACAAUUUGAUUUACUCAUGAAGCAGAGGUGGAAAAAGAAUGAACUAACUGCUUAUGCUGAAACCUUGAAGAGUGACACAUCAAAUAUGAAAUUCUUUUCACUUUUCUUGGCUCAGCUUGUAAUUCCCUGUUGUUUGGCCAGAAGUGUUGCUGACAGCUAUGUAGGACGAUGUAAAUCUCCAGGUGAACUUCCAGCCCCGCAGUUUUUCCUGAAUGGAAGUUCAGUGCAAGAGGGAGAGUGGGUCCUCUUGCAAUGCUUGCAUAGCAAUGAAUUUGAGGUGAAAAACUUUUAUUUCUGUAAAGAUGGGCAUCCCCUUUCAACUCCCACUGCCUUGUUAUAUGAUGGUACUUACAAGGUGUCACUCCAGAUCUCGCCGGAAAGUGCAGGCCAGUAUAGCUGUGGGUAUCAAAGUAUGGACAGGAAGAGCCAGAUGAAGAAGUCUGCCCACAGCGCUGCUCGGAAUCUGACUGUCAUAUCAGAGAACGAACUCUCAGUGUUUACCAAAGAACUGCAGAGGACGAACAGUCAGUAUUUGACAAAGAUGGAUCUUUCAAGUGAUGUUCAUGGAGCCAGCAUCCCAGAAUUUAGAAGGUAUAUAUCUGCCCAUAGCUCUACUGAACAAAGAAUCUAACUUUAAUGACAUACUUGCUUCAGAGACAUAUGUCAAGGAAGACACCUCAGCAUGAAUGGGAAUUGAUAAUGGAGGAGUUGGGAGUCCUGAAAAGAUCUGAAGACUCUUUCAUCUGACCCACUUCCACUUUGACGUGAAAUGCUAUUCAGGCUUUAUAGCUGUGGAGCUCUCAACAAGCACUGGGUCUGCAUAACUCUUGUAUUUUGGCUGAUAUUGUUGCAACUAUCAAGCUCCCAACUCACAUGGAAGCCAAACACAAGUGUCAGUGGACAUAUCACUGCAGCAAAUUCUGUAAUAAAUAGAAUUGUAAGUUCUUGUCUAUUGUUCUGAGUGAAAUGAUCUUAAAAAGCCAAAUCGAGUUUCAUUUGGAAAUCCUAUUAAGAUCGUAUGAACUUUGAAUCCAGACUAAGAAGCCACAUUUCAGUCCAGUAAUGGGCAACCUAAGGAGUCUACCUGCAUUCUCCCAAUCCCCUUUUUAUAGUCCCAGACCCUUUUCAGAUUAUCAUUGCUGAAAGGGGUAAGACAUGCAAGACAACUGUUCUGUAAUUUCUAAGAUAAAUAAGGCCUUUCCCUGUUUGCCUAACUGUAGCACAAAGGAGGCCUGGAACAUUUUUUGUGACUUGUCAUCAUGAUGUUGCCUUGACCUUGUCACUCACUCUGUGAGUGAGAUAGCUUUAGUUAUACAGGUAGUAUUCCUCCCUCCUUCCUACCACUUAUAGGCUUCUCCAAUGGGACACUGAGCAGCUUAUCUUCUUUUACAAUAAAAGGGUUAACAUAAUAAAAAGGUAUAAUAGCUGUAAUAUAAUAAAACUAUCAAUUUGACCCUUAGACAUUUUUCCUCUCAAACUAUGUUUCGGGAAAGUCUUUGCAGGUAUAAAUUGACAAUGGGAUACCUGAAGAAGCUCCCUAGUAUUUUACUCUGGCGCUCUUUUAGUUGGAUUCUAGCAUAAGUAUGGGGAACUAUAAUUUUUAGAUGUUGCUGAAAGACAGUCCUCUGUAUCCUAAAACAUGGGACAUGGUGACUUAGAUUUCUCAGGAUUGUACUUCAGAACUUUCAGAAUCUGCUGCUUCCUUCUUCAUGCUUCUUUUCCCUGCAGAUGAAUCUUUAGUAAAAAUAUUUCCCCUUCUCAAUUUAUUUUACUCAACAAAUAUAAGGAAUAACAUUUGGCUCGCUUAGAUAUUCCUAUAGGCCAAUUAUGAUAAAUGGUGCUUUCAGAUAUGGAGUAUCAUUUUUGUCAAACGUCACUCUCUAGAACAAUAUAGGAAGCUCUUAUAACAUGUUACAAUAUUUUAUUUUGUGCUAAUAACCAUAACACGUUAUUAGCACAAAAUCAUAAAAACUUUAGUUAAUUUAAAAUGCAAAGUCAGUCCUCAUGGUUUGGUUUAACACUUCUUAAAUAUUUAAUAAUGCAGCUUUUUUUUUCAUUGUGGGUUAUCCAAACGCUUUUCUGAUAUUGAGGACUUUUCGCUGAAUAUGGUUAAAAAUGACCUGGCUGAUUCUUGCUUUUGUUAAUUAAAAAGGAUUGAAUACGGGGAGCGGGGAAGCAUGUAUGAAAUUUUAAAGGGGGAGGAUAGAAAAUAAACUUGCUUAUAACUGCUGUAAAGAAGAUUGGAAGUCACUUCUUUUUUUCUAAUGUUCUUUUCUUUUUUCUUUUCUGCACUUUUUCUUUCAUCUCUUUUCUUUUUUCUUAACUUUCUUUCUUUCUUUUUUUUAGUAGCACAACAUUUUAUUUGGUCCAACAGAUGUAUUAAGAUGCUGCAUAUUAUAUUCAUGUUGAAGAACUUUUGUUCACAUGUAGGUGCUCAAACAAAGACAACAAAACUCUGUUAAAACAACUAGAAAUCUCUCUUGCUCUAAGCAAGGCUGCAGAAUAACAAAAAGUUAGAAACAUGAGAAGCUGCCUUUACUGAGCUGGCCCAUCUAUCCUAGGGUUGGUUCUGCAGGGUUUCAGAAACUGUUCUUCCUGCCUUUCCUGAAGAUCUGGGAUCUUCUGCCCAUGAAGAUUCUGCCACUGAGUUACAAACCCUAGACCGAAAUUGUCCCAAGUCUCCUGAUUUAUAUUUUUUCAUGUUUCUUUAAUUCAUGUAAAACAACUCUAGUUUGGUUUCUGUCUAUUCUACGGUCUGCAGAAGUGAAUAUCACAGGAAAUGACCAGAGUUCAAUAAACCUGUGCUUCUCCUUACUGUCUCACAAAUAAUAUGAAGAGAGAACAUUUUCGUCACUAUUUAAAACAGAAAUGAAAAAGUACAGGCCACACGUUGUGAAGGGAGGAACUGGAAAACAAACUAUUUAAGGUUUUAACUGGAUAUUCUACCCUACAUGAGGCUUCAAAGGAGAUUCUUCCAUUGCUUCUUUCCUAGGACGUUGAUACUAAGCUUCUCUGUCCUUUCCCUGUUUCAGGUUUCAAAUACACACACACAGGGGGUUGCUAGGUGAUAAGCAAUUUACUCAAGGCUAAGCAGACAAGCAAAGUAACAUAAAUUAGAGUCUCUGAUGAUAAGGCUUGCCUGAGUAGUUUCACUUUCUACAGAACAUGCAGAUAAGUAGUCAAUAUUUAGUUCAGAGUUUAAAGAGCCAAGACAGGUUUGUCAGCCAGUCCAAGGGUCAGAGUUUCAGUUUUUUUACACAAGCAGAAGACACAGGAAUGAUAUGCCAGAACAACAAAUCAGAUGGUUGUUUCCAACAGAGAAACAUGGAUCAGAAAACCUUAAACAGAAAACCUACAACCAACUUUCUUUAAUAAGGGCAGCCAUGCCUUUGCUUGGCAGAGGGCUCCAUUAAGAGUUUUUGCUCUUGUCUCUGCUCUAUUUGCUGACUCCAAGGACUUCAUCAUUUGACUGUUCCAGUAGUUCUGAAGGUGAAACCUUAUGAAAAAGGGCUCUUAGUUUCCAUCAUAUUUACUUCUUUCCAUUUGAAAACCAAAGGGAUAACACAGACACGGACAUUGAGACAUCUUAACACAUUUCUCUCAUUUGGACAUCCUGUCUCCAUAAGGGUCGAGGCCAUUAAAGGGGGGAGGGGUUGCCCUGAACUCUGACAAG
Messenger RNA from Python bivittatus (Burmese python), 4335 nucleotides. The record is from RefSeq and is a predicted model, not a curated record. NCBI's taxonomy places the organism in Eukaryota, Metazoa, Chordata, Lepidosauria, Squamata, Pythonidae.